This is a messenger RNA of Owenia fusiformis, 9036 nucleotides long. The record is from the annotation of a GenBank genome assembly. NCBI's taxonomy places the organism in Eukaryota, Metazoa, Annelida, Polychaeta, Sabellida, Oweniidae.
CGCGCGCACCUGUCAAAAAUAAAUUUAGCAAAUUUUUAAAAUCUUCCUUAUUUUGAUGAUUGCACGCAUUUGCAGUGGUUAUUUUUGUGCUGAUGCAGUGGCUUCUGACAAAAUAGUUAUCAAGGAAAUCAUGCUGUAGAUAAAGAGAAACUUUUGCCGAUAUGGCAGCGGACACUGCCGGUGAUUUCCCAGGUCGUAUGCUACACCAGGCAUGUAUCUACGACAAUAGGGACCUGUUAUUAUGUCUUCUUGAGGGUGAAGAGAGGCAGUUUAUUAACUGUACAGAUCACGAUGGACGAACACCACUUUAUACAGCUGUUACUAAUAAUGCUGUAACUUGUGCCAAGCUACUACUGAACAAUGGAGCAAAACCAGACAUAGCCUGUAAACUUAGAUUCGGAAGAAUGACCCCUCUUCAUGCAGCAGCUAUUGAUGGAAAGAUCGAGUUCAUAGAGAUCCUUCUAGCAGAGGGGGCCAACUUGGAUGUGAAGGAUGCAAUGGGAAAGUCACCCAUGGAUCUUGCAAAUACAUUUGGCCAUGUUAGAGUGGUACAGUUCAUGAAGGCAGAAGCAUUACAUCGUGAAAAAGAACAGGAACGCUUAUAUGGUCUGUUGUACAAUGCAUGUACCAAUGGAAAGCUUCAGGAUGCUGGGAAGGUAGCAGACCAGUUAGGAGAGAAUGUCAAAUAUGCUGUAAAUAGAACAAAAGAUGGCAGCACUGCUUUGGAAAGGUGUGUGGAAGUUGGAGACAAAGUCAUGUUGAUGUUCCUAUUAGAGCAUGGUUCAGAGGGUUAUGCUCAGCCAGACAAGUGCAUCACUGGAUUCCACAUAGCAGCAGAGAAAGGACACAAAGAGAUUCUCUUGGUUCUCUUACGUGAAGUUCCAAUGCUAGUCCAUGUGGCCAACAACGAGGGUCUCCUCCCGCUACACAUAGCCUGUCUCAAGGGAUUUGCUGACAUUGUGCAAGUUCUGUUAGGGUUCCCCUAUCCUGACGAUGCUAAAGAACGUCACACAUGUGGUCCACCUGGUGGUGAACAAACAUACUACAGUGCAAUUGAUGUAAAUGGUAUUGAUCGCAAUGGGGAGACACCUUUAUAUAAAGCAUGUGCCAGUGGCAGUAUAAAGAUAGUUGGGCUCCUGCUGGGGCAUACUGUUGUCUUGUUGCCUAGCAACCAGAUGUCACCUGGCAACCAUGAUGUACCCCAGGAGUUCUGCCCAAUUCAGGUGGAUUACACCACCCAAUUGGGGGAAACAGCCUUGUGUAAGGCAGUCAGUGGAAAACAGUACAAAAUUGCAGAAAUGUUGCUAAAGCGCGGUGCGGAUCCAAAUAUUACCAUAGACGAUAAGUGUAUCACACUUGAGAAGGCUUGUUUAAACAGUGACACAUCCAUGUUGAAUUUGUUACUCAAAUUUGACGCCCAAGAUAAGGGUAACAAUGUACUGAAGAGUGCCGUUUCUAGAGAGCAAAAUCAGAUAAUAACAGUUCUAUUACAGUAUUACACGCACAGUUCAACAGAGUUUGAAAUGACCCCCCAACAAUCCCCACCCUCUGGCCCCCCUGCCUCCCCUAAACUACCUAACCCUGAGACAAUCAUCAUGAUAGACUGGUGCAAUAAAGGUAAAUUGCAGUAUAUCAGAAAAGACUGGAUCCUCAAUGCUGCCAAUUUUCAAAACCCGAACAUUCCCGCAAAUUUCGCAUCUGUAGCUCUCAGAGCUAUCACAAGGAUAGACAUUUCCUGUAAUUCCAUUAAAUUUCUACCAAGUUUCUUGUUUGAGCUACCAUCGCUUCAUGUUCUGAAUGCCUCACAUAAUCAGAUCACUGAGAUUGAAUUAAGCGUGAAAAAUGAAGUACUGAUCAACUCUGUACUGGAGACUUUAUCACUGGAGCAUAACAAGUUGAAAGUUUUACCGUAUCAGAUUUUCCAAUUGGCUAAAUUAGCCAGUCUGACAGUGUGCCAUAAUCGUCUAGAGAGCCUGCCUUAUAUCUUAUGGAGUUCUCCCAGCCUCGUAGACCUCAAAGCAUCUCAUAAUAAUAUCCGAGUCAUCCCUGCUACCCCAUGUACUGAAGGGCACUUGUUGAGGAACGCAUCAACCGGGAGUGAUCUGGAAUCUAGUGGGACAUAUUCAGAUGACUGUCAUAGCCUAUAUGACAGUGAUGCUCAUGAAACUAGUGUUGUAGCCUUUGAGGGAGUCAGUUCAAUAGACUACAAAGUUGUCCAGCAUCAAACUAUGUGGAGAGGCAAGGUUGAGAUAGUGAACACUGAUACACACCCAUACAGGAGUAAUUACUCUGAAAAACAACAGUGUGAUCUGAAAUACUUAGAUCUAUCCCAUAAUGCAAUAGACAGUAUGUCCCCCGGAUUAGCUUGCGUUGCCAAAGGACUUAUGAAGCUAGAUAUCUCACAUAAUAAACUGACAGAUAUGGGAAAUGUUUCAUUUUACCCAUCAAGUCUCACUACCCUGGAUAUAUCCCAUAAUGAUCUUGUUGGUGCUGCCACCUGGCAGAAGGUAGAUAGUGUUCCAGAUGGAUUGCUAGGACUAGGGGUACAUACCUCCUCCUCUCCAAACAUGCUUCACAAAUCAAGGGCAAGGAAUUCGUCAUCCUCCUCGAUGUAUGCAGGGGCCUGCCUUCAUACAAGCCAUCACAGUCUGGAGAGUCUAAAGGCUCUGAAGCUAGAUCACAACCACCUUUUCAAAAUGUUCCUUGCAAUAUCCAGCCACAGUAUUGAGCGGGAAGAUGUGAAAGAUCUGUUGCUCUACCCAGGUCUGUCUGAGCUGACGCUUUCUAAGAAUAUGAUGUCGAAACUUCCCCCUGAAGUGGGAUGCAUGGAGAAACUAACAGUGCUUAAUAUUAGCAAUAACAACUUCUCAGAGCUACCCCCUGAGCUAGGACUUCUCACCAAGCUGUGGAAUCUUGAUGUGACUGGUAACCCCAUUGAGUCCUCUCUCACCUCCACUCUAGGGAACUAUAAAACCAGGGACAUACUUGGAUACUACAGAUCCAUACUGGAGAACUAUAGUUUGUACAACCGUAUGAAGCUAAUGGUGGUAGGCAUAGCCAAGAUUGGGAAGACAUCUCUACUCCAGCAACUUAGGAAGGAGGGCAGGUCUUUUCUACAGCAAGCACAUUGGACACAGCGAAUGGGGCAUUACACAGGAGCCAUGACAGGAGGAGAUAAAAGUGAUAUUCUCUCAACAGUAGGGGUGGAUAUAGGAGAUCUAACAAUUGAAAGGAGAGACAAAAAAGUUGUGUUCAGAACAUGGGACUUUGGAGGACAGCGAGAAUAUUAUGCAACACACCAGUACUUCCUGUCUAAACGCGCCCUCUAUCUGGCAGUGUGGAAACUAAGCGAUGGUGAAAAAGGGAUUAAUGAGCUUCACCAGUGGCUGGUAAACAUACAGGCCAGGGCCCCCAAUGCCCCUGUUAUCAUUGUGGGUACACAUCUUGACAGCAUCAAGAAAGGCAAAUUCCCAGAUGACUUCGUACAAGACAUGCAGGUCAUACUAGAAGAGAGAUUCAUCAAGAUUCCGGAACCUUCUAAAUGUGGCCUUCCUCGAGUGAUAGGCCAUGUUGAGGUCAGCUGUAAGGCCAGAUUUAACAGUAAUAUUGCAAAACUGUCGACUCUCAUUUAUGACACUGUCUACAAUCUCAAACAACCCGGAAGUAAAGAUUCCUUGUUGCUGGAACAGAAGGUGCCUGUCACCUACAUACAGUUGGAGGAGGUCAUUGAAUCUAUAGCCAAGGAAAGGAGACGCCAAGGGGAAGAUCCUGUACUCAAUGCAGAUCAAUACAAGGCACAAGUUCUUGAUGCUAUGAUGGCAAGAUACAACACUACAUUCAGAGAUAUUGCUGAAUUAAACCUUGCAACAAAGUUUCUGCAUGAAAAUGGUGUUUUGUUACAUUAUGAGGAUGUCUAUCUCCAAGACAUGUAUUUCCUUGACCCCCAAUGGUUGAGCGACAUGCUGGCUCAUGUAGUCACCAUACGUGAGAUCAAUCCACUGGCUAGGAAAGGUGUAAUGCGGACAGCUGAUCUGAAAAUGCUGUUCAAGAACAGUUCCUUCCGCCCUGAUGACAUCAACCAGUAUAUAAUUAAUCUCUUGAACAAGUUUGAGAUUGCCCUCCUCUGGGACAGCCAGCAUCUCCUUAUACCAUCACUAUUGCCAACAGAAAGGCAGUUGAAGUGUGAAUACCAGGAGUAUUCAGUUAGGCCAGACAUUGAGCUUCCACAUGUGGCAGUGGAAUGUGUUAAGAUUCCUGUGAAGGGCACAAGAGGAAAGAGAGGAACAUCUAUCACAGUAUACAAGAAUCAGAUAGAACCUGAAGAAGACCCAACAAAAAUGCCUCUUCCCCCAGAAACACCUUGCGGUAAAUCUUGCUUCUAUGUGGAAAAUAUCCUUGAGUCAACUGAAGAUGAAACUCAUGUUGAAGCAAGCCCCGUUAAGAAUGCACUUCAUAUGAACUCCAAUAGACCUAAACUUAGCCCAGUUGUAGAUACAACUGAUAAUGUGAAGAAGGAUUACAUUAUAGAAACAGAGACAGGAUUAAUGAUUGAAAAUAUCAAUUAUAAAGGCGUACUGAAGACCAUCCAAGAUUCUAAUCUUCCAAUCAUAAGUAAAAUGGUCGCAAGUCGUAGCCUUUCUAGUUUAGAAACUGAUAGCAGAAAUGGUGUGUCAGCAAGUUCAGGAAAAAAUCUGCCAAGUCCAGGUAUGUCGAGUGAAGGUUUGCCAAAUACAAGUGGAAAUAUACCAAGUCCAGGUGUGUCAUGUUCGGGUAUGUCCACUUCGAGUGUGUCAAGUUCAAGUGGAUAUAUACCAAGUUCGGGUGUGCCAAGUCCAGGUGGAAAUCCUGAGAUCUCUAGUCCAGGUUCCGCAAUGACAGAUUCAGUAUUUGGGGAAACUAUGUCAGCCUCUAUGAUGUCAGAACUUCAGAGCUCAGUAGGUAGUUCAGACAACAUUAGGCCAGAUAUUCAACUGGGUCCAUUAAAUCCAUUAGCUUCCUUGUGUAGACUGUACAUCAUGUCAUACUUCCCCUGUGGCUUUUGGCCAAGACUUAUCACACGACUUUUGGGCGAUGGCUCAUUUCUCCCGAUUCUGAACAAUAUGUAUACCAUUUAUGGAGAAAACAAUGACGAGGAACUGCUAUCCAAAAUUGGGACAAGCGUAGAGUGGCACUGUUGGGAAACUGGGGUUCGUUUAACAUACAGACCAAUCACAAACUUGGAAAUCCCGCUACUUUCAGUCAAAGAAGUCUUUAAAGAUAUGACAGGAAAUUUAUGCGAUUAUGAACAGUGCACUUUCAAAAUUCACCAAGAAGGAAUCUGGAGUGACCUCGAUAUGACAUCAAACUCAAUUCUUGAAAUUCUGAUUCCAAAUUAUGAAAUUGACUUACACAAUGCAUCAAUGCUGGGGUUUAGUUUCUUUGAGACAAGGCACUGUAGGUUGAGAUUGAGACCCGAGGUUGGUGCCCAGUUGUUGACGAAACUAGUGGACCAUGUUGACACAUUGUUAGAGGAUUGGUAUCCAGACCUUGGUACAAGGUUCACGCAAACAACCAGAGGAGAUUACCUGAUCUAUCGCAUGGUCCCAUGUCCACGCUGUGUACAAUACCAAAACCAGACCCAGCUCCACCCAGAUGCCAACCCGGAGGCUUGGUCAUUUGUUGAUUAUAACACACAUAGGAAUGAGGCUCAAUUAUCAGAUAAUGUGGCAAUUGUGAAGUCGAAACCUGACCUGAAUGUGGCCUCAUCCAGUGUGGAUCCGAGAACUUGUGGUCAAUUUGAGGCAUUAGGAAGCCUCUGGGGGAGUUCUUCCGCUUCUGAGCAAGGACAACAGGAUGAAGGAGAGAUGAGACGUUCGACAUACAAACAGAGGGCAGAGGGCUGUGUGUUCUGUUACACCAUAGAACAGUGCAUACUUUGGGCCCAGAAACAACAACAUGUAUGCUGCCCCCGUCAUGGUAGCAUUUCUCCAUGUUUUGUAGUCGACCAUGAAGGCAACAUGACCAAGUCUCACAUUGCACCUGAUCUGGUCUUCAUGGAUCUUGGGCCAGGAUUUGUCAUUCAAGAUGAUUUCAUUACGAGAGGGCGUUUCCUUGGAAAGGGGUCAUUUGGUGCAGUAUUUGCAGGAUCAGCUACUUUGUGUGAUGGUCGUGAGGUUGAGGUUGCUAUGAAGAUGCUGGAACCUGUUCACCCUGGAGAAAAUGCAUCCUUCACUCAAAUACGCCUCUUUCAGAAUGAGCGGGCACUAUGGGCUAGAGAGCAGAUACGUUAUAGUUGUGAGGCAUAUGUGACUGCACGUCGUGAACUCUCCAUUCUCCAGUCAGUGAGCCACCCGCAUAUUGUUGCAGUGUUUGGUCUCAGUUUACAGCCUCUUAGCCUCAUCAUCAGUCUGGCACCUCAGGGUAGUCUGGAUACAUUGUUGCUACGCAUAGCACAACUUGGCAACCAACUUUCGUCUGCAGUUAUACAGGAUGUUGCAUCACAGGUUGCCUCAGCAUUGGUGUACCUACAUAGUAAACAGAUCAUAUACCGGGACCUGAAAUCUGAGAAUGUGUUGGUGUGGACACUCCCAAUGUCCCCUCAGGAGCCCCAGCAUGUAUUGGUCAAAUUAGCUGAUUACGGUAUAAGUCGCGCUGCACUGCCAAUGGGCACCAAGGGUCUAGCAGGAACACCAGGCUUCAUUGCCCCAGAGAUAUUGCAACACAAUGGAGAGGAACCAUACACAGAAAAGGUUGACUGCUAUUCAUUUGGUAUGUUCCUUUAUGAGCUUCUGGCCCUACACAUGCCCUAUGCUAAUAUGGAGUCUGUCAGGGGAAAUAUGCUCAGGGCAUUUGUCUUGGAGAAGAAAGGAAGACCAUCUUUAACACAGAGGGAGGUGACAUACCCAGCUCCAAUGUUGAACCUGAUGACAAUGUGCUGGGCCCAUGAACCAGCACAGAGACCUUCAGCUGCAGAGAUAUCAGCCAUUGUUACUAGCCCCGAGUUCUCCACUUUGAUGGAUGUGGUUGCUAUGGAGAAACAACAGAGAAUUGUUGAUGCUACUAUAGUAGCAGUAAGACAUGCAGGCAACCAUGAAGAGUAUGUGAAUGAAGUUUGGCUUGCUACAAGUAAUCCUGCAUCCAGCUCUAUUGAAAUCCUGACACUUGAGAAACAUACAUGUGUAGAACAGAAGUGCAUUCUCUUAGACAACUGUGGUGUUUUGUGUUUGGCAGCUGUUGGGGAACAGAUGUGGUGUGCAACAACCGAUGCUACUAUCUUUAUAUACAGAGUUCAAGACACAGUGAAGAUAAAGGAGAUUGAGAUAGAGUGUGAUGAUGAUGCACUGAGAAUAAUCUCUAUCUCCCCUCUCUCUAGUGGCCUAGUGCUAGUGACUAGCAGAGAUGGAGGUCUCUAUCUCUAUAACAAGGAGGGCACUUUGGUGAAACACGUCCCUGUAGAACAAGCAGUACAUUGUGUAGCAACUGGAUGGGUCCUUGAGAGGGAGUGCAUAUUUCUUGGCCAUGACCGCACAGUUAUGGUCUACCAAGUGGAGACAGAGAAAAUUACAUUUCUAACUCAUAGUAAUGCAAAUGCGGCAAACAGAAUCUCUCACAUUUCACCAACUAAGGGAGAGCUAUAUGUCACACUGGAAUCGGAGAGUGUCCUUUACAGAUGGAACACAUCAUCUGGUUCACUCUCCAAGGAAGCUGACAUAGCAGCCCUGCUCAACAUUAAGCAAGGUGGGGUGCUUAUUAGCCACCUUGUCCAACAUGAUGAUAAACUCUACGUUGGCACAGAUCAGGGGCACUUAGUUGUGAUCCCUGGCAAAAUAGAACAACACAAUAGAGACACCAUGACGACCACUAGCAACACUGGAAAUGACCAUGGUAACACUAUAACGAGUCCUAGAAUUACUGAGACUGAGCCAAGAGAUGUUCUAGUGUUACAUGGACAUAUGGCAGCAGUGUCCCAAAUUCUAACACUAAGACGUGACACAGUCACCAUAGGUAUGGGCUAUAGGGACCUUCUCUCAAAGACAACAUAUAACAGUCACAAAAACGUCAAUAACAUUUACCAUGCAGUGUCGUGGUUAUUUUAGUGUGCAGUCAUACAUCCAGGAUCUUGAUGCAAUUUUAUUCUUAUCUAUAUCAAAUGAACUUCUAUCCCAGAGGUCCUUGCAUGUGUAUAUUGGUUAUUUUGCCUAUACUUUUUUGCAAUUUACAUCUUUAGUCGAUAAGUACAUGUAUAACCGUUUUGAAGUAAACACAUAAGUGUUUUGAAUGUCAGAGAAAAUCACUUAUGGCAAUAACUGAUCAAAAGUAUCAUUGAAUGUUUCCCCCAAAAGUGGAAAUCUAUUAAAUGUUCAAGCUUAUAUUAUACUUGUAAGAUUGUAUGAAUAAUUGGCUACAAUUGUAACUUUUAUUAUAUACUGUAAUAUGUACCAAAAAUAUUGAAUCCUGUGAGGAAGAAUGGUACUGUAUAAAUGUUGUAUUCUGAAUAGUAUUCAUUUCUCCAGUUGUACACAACUUUUAUGUCCAUAGCAAUGCUUCCAAUAUUAGCACAACCAUUGACAAUGAGUAACUUUGAUCAUUUGUUUGAUCUAUUUGUGCUUGGUGCAGCCAGUGCCCAUGGCUAAGUUAGUCAGCCUUUAAAUAUGGGGAAGAUAUAAGUAAUAGUAUUCAUAUAAGAAAUUUUCUUCAUAUUUUAUUAUGCUUAGCUCAUAUAAUCUGUACAGAAUAUAAUUGUGAUUUAAACAUUACUAAUUUUAUUUAUAUUUACAUGUUAAAGAUGUUGAGAAUUGAAUUUAAAAUUCCAGUUUUUAAUGUUUUUUAUAAAAAGGUUUUAGAUACUAGAUUGAGUAACAUCAUUGAUAAACAUAAAUAAAAAUAACUCCACGAAAAUUACAUACUAUUUAAUGAACCACUACAGUAGAAUCUAUGUAUAUUGAACUUUUUUUGCUAAGACAGAUUUUAUGUAUUGUUGUAUUCAAUUUAAAAAUCCUAGACAUUCCUAUCCUUAGAAAACAAUUUUGAAUUUAAAGAUUGUGUAUAUACGUACAG